Messenger RNA from Nelumbo nucifera (sacred lotus), 3144 nucleotides. Its product is annotated as dolichyl-diphosphooligosaccharide--protein glycosyltransferase subunit STT3A-like. The record is from RefSeq and is a predicted model, not a curated record. NCBI's taxonomy places the organism in Eukaryota, Viridiplantae, Streptophyta, Magnoliopsida, Proteales, Nelumbonaceae. Gene Ontology annotation, molecular function: oligosaccharyl transferase activity. Gene Ontology annotation, cellular component: membrane.
GAUGUUCACUGCAAGUAAACAACGAUCUGUCGCUCUUGAAACCUGAGUUCAAAUCAAUGUCCAAAAUAUAGCAGGAAAAUGAAAAAAAACAGAGUAUUUUGAUCUGUAACAGUUGCGUGAAAUAGUGGGAAAUGCUGAGACCUCACAUUCUCACCCUUGUUUUAAUCGAUGCUUCAUGGCGGAAGCAAACCACCGAAAGCAUGAAUUCACCUUCAAUCAAAUCAAACCAGUGACAGCCAGGCAGAAGAAUGUAUAUUUUGAAAAUUUAAUAGAUGGAAAAGGUCAUUUUUGACAAUUUCGUUUCUUUUCAUGGGGCUACACCACACAACGGGGGCAUUUUCGAGGGCAUUUUCGUCAUUUUAUCCAUGAAGUUUACUUCAAACUUCUUCAAGGUCUUCUCCUCGUCUUCUCACCAAGAAAAAACCCUGGCUCAGGGUCCUGCAACUCAGAAGUCAGAACUCGAUUUUCAGCAAUAAUGGCGACCUCAGAGAAUAGCGGAGGAGCGACCCUCAGGCACGCCUUUGGGAACGUGCUCACCUUCUUCAUUCUCCCUCUGAUCGGAGUGCUCGCAUUCUCGAUCCGCCUUUUCUCUGUUAUAAAGUAUGAAAGUGUAAUCCACGAAUUUGAUCCUUAUUUCAAUUACAGGGUUACACAGUAUCUCACAAAGAAUGGAAUAUAUGAUUUCUGGAACUGGUUUGAUGAUCGAACCUGGUAUCCUCUUGGUCGUGUGAUUGGUGGAACCGUGUAUCCUGGACUGACAUUGACAGCUGGUUCCAUAUGGUGGUUACUGAACUCAUUGAACAUUCCUCUAUCCGUGGAAACAGUAUGUGUAUUUACUGCUCCUAUUUUCUCAGCUAAUGCCGCUUGGGCGACUUACCUUCUGACAAAGGAAGUGAGAGGUACUGGUGCUGGAUUGACAGCAGCAGCUCUAUUAGCUAUGGUACCAUCAUAUAUAUCUCGAUCUGUAGCUGGCAGUUAUGACAAUGAGGCUGUGGCCAUAUUUGCUUUAAUCUUCACCUUCUAUCUUUAUGUUAAGACACUAAACACAGGAUCCCUCUUCUACGCAACUUUAAAUUCUUUAGCAUACUUUUACAUGGUCUGCUCUUGGGGUGGUUAUACCUUUAUUAUUAACCUUAUUCCAAUGCACGUUCUUCUGUGCAUUGUAACAGGUCGUUAUUCUUCUAGGCUGUAUAUUGCCUAUGCUCCUCUUGUUGUCCUGGGUACAUUGUUAGCCUCCCUGGUUCCUGUUGUUGGUUUUAAUGCAGUGAUGACAUCAGAACAUUUUGCAUCUUUUUUGGUUUUCAUUAUCAUACAUGUGGUGGCUCUUGUGUAUUACAUCAAAGGGCUUCUCUCACCAAAAAUGUUUAAAGUGGCUGUUACGCUUGUUGUGUCCAUUGGCAUGAUAAUUUGUUCUUCUGUGAUAGCAGUACUCGUGGCACUGGUGGCUUCUAGCCCUACAAAGGGGUGGAGUGGACGCAGUUUGAGUCUUCUUGAUCCAACUUAUGCAAGCAAGUACAUACCCAUCAUUGCAAGUGUUAGUGAACAUCAACCACCAACCUGGCCAUCUUACUUUAUGGAUAUUAAUGUUCUGGCAUUCUUGGUUCCAGCUGGCAUUGUUGCCUGCUUUUUGCCCCUCUCUGAUGCCAGUUCCUUCGUGGUCCUUUAUAUUGUAACAUCAGUGUAUUUUUCAGGAGUCAUGGUUCGGCUUAUGCUUGUCCUAGCUCCAGCAGCAUCUAUUAUAUCUGGAAUUUCUCUUUCUGAAGCCUUUGAUGUUUUCGCACGAUCAAUCAAAUUUCAACCGCCCAGAAUUCCAGAGAAUUCCCAUUCUGGUGCAGGAGAUGCUACUUCUGGAAAAGACACAAUAAAAAAUGGUGCAGCAAAGCUGGAAAAACAGUCAGGCACUGAUAAAAACGAAGACAGUUUUAAGGAAAGGCCCUCAAAAAAGAACAGGAAGAAAGAAAAAGAACCUGUGGAAAAAGCAACUAUUAAGUCACAAAUUGAGAAGAAGCUUCUGGUUUUACCUUUGGAGACUUCUGUUAUUGCUAUUUUUUUGCUUGUGAUAUUGGGUGCCUUUUAUGUGGUUCACUGUGUCUGGGCAGCAGCAGAAGCUUAUUCAGCCCCUUCGAUUGUUCUUACAUCUCGUUCACAUGAUGGUCUGCAUGUUUUUGAUGAUUUUCGAGAAGCUUAUGCAUGGCUACGCCACAACACUGAUGUAGAUGAUAAGGUUGCAUCUUGGUGGGACUAUGGCUAUCAGACAACCGCAAUGGCUAACCGCACUGUCAUUGUUGACAACAAUACUUGGAAUAACACGCAUAUUGCAACUGUUGGAACUGCCAUGUCUUCUCCAGAAAAGGCAGCAUGGGAGAUUUUUCACUCCUUGGAUGUGAAAUAUGUUCUCGUAGUCUUUGGAGGUUUUGUUGGAUACCCUAGUGAUGAUAUUAAUAAGUUCCUGUGGAUGGUUCGUAUUGGAGGGGGUGUUUUCCCUCAUAUCAGGGAACCUGAUUAUCUUAGAGAUGGUCAGUACCGGAUUGAUUCUCAGGCCACUUCAACUAUGCUAAAUUGUCUCAUGUACAAGCUCUCAUAUUACAGAUUUGUGGAAACAGAUGGCAAGGGCUUUGACAGAGUAAGGGGAACUGAAAUAGGGAAGAAAUAUUUCGAACUUAGCCAUUUUGAGGAGGCUUUCACGACACACCAUUGGAUGGUACGGAUAUACAAAUUAAAAGCACCAAAGAAUAGGGUCCGAGGAAAGACAAAGAAAUCAAAAGCGAGUUCAAAAGGAAGCACGGCAACGAGCUCAAAAAGGGCAGGAAGGAGAAAGAAGAAUCCUUGGCAUUAGGAAACACUUGCAUAGGGGAAUUGUCUCUGUGAAGUUAUUCUGCAUACAAUCUACAUGCAUGAACAUUGAGGGAUUGGGCAAAGGUUGUAUCCAGUCUUGUAUCAUUUGUUUUCUGCGCUUUAAUUGCUUUACACCGUUGUGGGAGAAAGAUUAGUUUCUGAUCCACGAACCAGCUCCAGAGAAGGAAUAACGAGGUAAAUUAAUAACAAUUUUUUACUUACUGGAAGGUGUAAUGUGCAACUAGUAGAUCUAACCCAUUGACUGAAUUCUCUAUAAUGAAGAAAUUGCAUGAAUAUUUACUUGUAUCA